This is a messenger RNA of Nymphalis io (European peacock), 1299 nucleotides long. RefSeq names its product holocytochrome c-type synthase (gene Cchl). The transcript is spliced from 5 exons. Gene Ontology annotation, cellular component: mitochondrion. Lineage: Eukaryota; Metazoa; Arthropoda; Insecta; Lepidoptera; Nymphalidae. Bases 210 to 968 code for a protein of 252 amino acids. Gene Ontology annotation, molecular function: holocytochrome-c synthase activity. Gene Ontology annotation, biological process: cytochrome c-heme linkage. The record is from RefSeq and is a predicted model, not a curated record.
GGGUACAGUAGUCCAGUAUACCGAAAGCGCUUAUCCUAAUCUGUGAUAUAACUAUUUGGCUUAACGGCUUGACCGAAGUCAACUACUUUGACAACAGACAUUGACAGCUAAUCAGCAAAGGAAAUUUGCACUCGACAAUUUACGCGAAAAAUGAAAACUAUUCUUGGUUAACCUUGUGACCUUACGUAAGAUAAUAUUAAUUACAUAAAAUGGGAAAUAAAGUGUCUGCAGAAGCAAUUCCUAAAAAUUUUCCUGGAAAUAAUGGAAACCCACCACCAGAAUGUCCUAUGCAUAAAAAAGACACAAAUACGAAAAACGAAACCCCUUCGGAAUGUCCUGUUCAGCAUGAUAUAAAUCCUUAUAACAUGAUGCCACCUGCAAACCAGCAGCCAGCCCCAGAUCAACCAUUCACACUACCAACAAAUCGUCAAGUCUCUACAAUCCCUCGUGCUAUGCCAGAUGGUUCUACAGAAUUUUGGGUGUAUCCCAGUCAGCAAAUGUUCUGGAAUGCAAUGCUUCGUAAAGGGUGGCGUUGGAAAGAUGAAGAUAUCAAACAAAAAGAUAUGGAAGAUAUCAUAAGAAUACAUAAUGCUAACAAUGAGCAAGCAUGGCAGGAAGUCUUGAAGUGGGAAGCAUUGCAUGCCAAGGAAUGUGGCCAUCCUAGACUUAAGAGUUUUGGAGGCAAAGCUACUCAAUAUAGUCCAAGAGCACAGUUUAGAUCAUUAUUAGGGUAUGAAUUGCCAUUUGAUCGCCAUGACUGGAUUGUGGAUCGCUGUGGAAAAGAUGUUCGCUAUGUCAUUGAUUAUUAUGAUGGGGGUGAAGUUGACAACAAAUUUCAAUUUGCUUUACUUGAUGUCAGACCAGCUAUGGAUUCAGUUGAGAAUGUUUGGGACAGAAUGAAAGUAUUUUAUAUGAGAUAUCGUUAUGAAUUCAUUGGAGAAAAAAAAGAUAAUAAAUUGACUAAUUAGUAAUGAGUUUGAAUAGAGUUAAUUUAAAUUGAGUAGAUAUAGUUGUACAAGGUCCUAACCUACUGACAGGUAUGUUAAGAUAUAGAUAAAAAAAUUAAUAACUUAUGUGGGGUACUUCCGUCGACAUAAUUUGUCACUGCAGUAACUCUUUGUGAUUUUAAUUGUUUCAUCAUAUUACAUCAUAUUAAUAAUUCACAAUUUAUGUUAAAAAAUAUCUGUUGUGAUAUUUUGUUGUAUUUAAAUAAAAAAACUAGACAGCGAUAAAUAUAAAUUAUUUACUUCAAUGAUUUAUAUAAUUUCACGUAGAGAAGAAUUUGAAAAACUUUUAGAC